GGACUCCACUCCAUAUCUUAUUAACGGCAGCGCUAUAAUGUGGCUGCUUGCUGAUGGAUACGUGAAGAUCGAUAGCAAAGCAAUACAGCGCGGUUCCGAAAUCUCCGAAACGAGAUUUUAAAGUUCCAAACACCUGUAAAUAAGCCCAGUGUUAACGUGGGAGCAAAAAGUCUGAAAAGAAGCGACUCAACAGGUCGAGAACUCGUCUAGACAGAAGGGCAGGAGUGAGUAACAUACGCAACAAAGCCGCGCAGUGAGCGCAACAACAACCGGUACACCUUCCUUCUUCCUCCACAGCGGUCUCCAUUUUAACUCCUCGCCCAGCCUGCACCUCACGUGUCCUGGACUGUCUUUCUCACAUGACCCGUGUGUUUGUCCCCGUGAUCAGCGCUUCCAUCUCCCGUAUUUCAAGUGUCGCUGAAUAUCGCAUUUUAAAAUCCGCUCGCCUUCAUGGAUAUGCUCGAUCAGAGCUUGGACACCUCGACGAGUCACGAGAAACCGGAAACAGAGGAGGUUGUUCAGCUGCAGGAGGGAGAGGGGGUGGGAGCGGCGGAGCAGGCAGCGGUUACCAUAGGUAGUGUCCAGCAAGCAGCAGCCUUUGCAGACCACAAUGUUCAGUACCAGUUCCGGACAGAGAACACUGGUGGACAGGUGACAUAUCGUGUGGUCCAGGUAACAGAGGACCAUUUGGAAGCAGCAGGAGAUGGAGGAGCGGCAGUCAGUGUAGUGUCCACAGCUGCCUUUGCGAGCGCACAGCAAGCAGUAGCACAGGCUGUCAUCCAGAACCCUUUCAGUAAUGGAGGCAGUCCAGUGGGGGAAACAGUGGGGGGAGAGACACGCUUUGCCUACUUCCCAGCAGCAACUGUCAGUGACGGUACAGCUGUCUCAGUGCAGGCCACGUCUGAUCCGACCCUCACACAGGCUGGAGGUCAGUUUUACGUGAUGAUGAGUCCACCAGAUGUUUUACAGACUGGAACACCACGGACCAUUGCCCCUCGUACACACACUUACUCUAUAGACCUUGGUGAACGUGAGACUCUUCAACACAGCAGAUCAGACUGGAAAAUUGAUGGCCCCCGGGCACCUCGUGAUGAGAGAAGGAGAGCACAGCACAAUGAAGUGGAAAGGAGAAGAAGAGACAAAAUCAACAACUGGAUUGUCACACUGUCUAAAAUCAUCCCAGACUGCAAUAUGGACAGUACCAAAACAGGAGCAAGUAAAGGAGGCAUCCUGUCUAAAGCAUGCGACUACAUUAGAGAACUCCGACAGACUAACCAGAGGCUGCAGGAGAGCUACAAGGAGGUGGAGAGAAUACAAGUGGACAAUGAGCUACUAAGACAACAGAUCGAAGACCUGAAGAAUGACAAUGCACUGCUCAGAGCUCAACUACAACAACACGGCCUGGAAAUAAGUGAAACUACAUCACAGUGACAAAAAACAACAACAACAAAAAAACAUUCUCACGAAUAAAAAAUUGAAAGUGACGUGACACAGUCUCAAGUGGAGAAAUAAACCCUCAAUGACUCGCUCGCUCGCGCCUCAUCAAAGACUUAACUGUUUUGCAACUCAAGUAGGGUAUGAAUGCUUAUCUGAUGCACAGACACACAUCCUUCUGACAAGAGACUCUCUGACCGUUUUGAAAAUAACAUCUGCUGUAAGCACAUUUUGUUUUCUCCUUCACCCCCGUGAGAACUCAACAACUUGGACUCAGUUGAUAUGGAAUAACCCUCUUCUUCCAGAAGUAUCCCGCUUGCCACAGGUUUAUGUCUUUAGUUUCAAUCCAGUUAUUUGCCUGCUCAUGCCUAAUGCUCAUCUUUUGUUGUGUUUGAAACAUUUUGUGGAUUUUAUUUUUGCUACAUCGUGCAAAUGUUACUACUGUCUCAUAACAUGAAGGUCUUUUUUCGAGGGUUCUUCGGUAUUGCAUUUAUUAGCUUUCAAGAAAUUGCGCAGCAG
Messenger RNA from Sinocyclocheilus anshuiensis, 1953 nucleotides. RefSeq names its product upstream stimulatory factor 2-like. The record is from RefSeq and is a predicted model, not a curated record. The transcript has 11 exons. The coding region runs from base 451 to 1431 and encodes 326 amino acids. Lineage: Eukaryota; Metazoa; Chordata; Actinopteri; Cypriniformes; Cyprinidae. Gene Ontology annotation, biological process: regulation of transcription by RNA polymerase II. Gene Ontology annotation, molecular function: DNA-binding transcription factor activity, RNA polymerase II-specific; protein dimerization activity; RNA polymerase II cis-regulatory region sequence-specific DNA binding.